Molecule: messenger RNA, 633 nt
Organism: Microthlaspi erraticum
Lineage: Eukaryota; Viridiplantae; Streptophyta; Magnoliopsida; Brassicales; Brassicaceae
Source: the annotation of a GenBank genome assembly
AUGUGGACUGACAGAAUGCGUUGUGGCAAUCAGACAAAAUUUCUCCGUGUUACGAAUCUGAGCUCGAAGACAACUGACGAGAGUUUGAAGGAGCAUUUGAGUCAGGUGGUGAAGCAGGGAAAGAUUCAGAGUGUCAAGAUAAUGAAGCAUUAUAAGUUUGGGGAGGUGCUUUCAAAGGGUUAUGGAUUUGUAGAAUUCGACUCUGUAGAGACCGCGACCAGCGCCUUCAGAGAUGUAAAGGGAAUUGUUCUUGAUGGGUAUGGUUUGGGCUUGAGCUUGUGUGAUGCCAAGUCGGUUUCAAAGAUGGACUACAAACCUUGUACUACAUUAAAGGUGAGAAAUCUACCCUCAAAGGGGAUAGAUCUGAAAGAUUUAAUACAGCUUUUCAGUCCAUUUGGCCAGAUCAAAAGUGUUAGGCUUCCAUAUGCACGUUUUGGUGUUGUCGAAUUCGUGACAAAGCAAGAAGCCUCAAACGCCAUAAGAGCAUUGACAUUGUCACGCGCCCGUUUGUACGGACGCCGUUUGAUGUUGGACUGGGUUGUCGAUGACGAAAGGCUCCUGGAGGAUCGUUCUGGUGCUAAGAAUAUGGACCAAGAAAAGGUGUUGGUCAAGUUUGAGAAUUUAGCUAUAUAG